AUGUAUGACUCUACCAUGGACCACAUCAUCUACUGCCUGCUGGUCCUGGGAGCCACAGUGAUGACCACCUAUGCAUGCCCUAAGUACUGUGUAUGCCAGAAUCUUUCCGAAUCCCUAGGGACAUUAUGUCCCUCCAAAGGCCUUCUUUUCGUGCCUCCGGACAUUGACCGAGGCACGGUGGAGCUCCGGCUGGGAGGCAACUACAUCCUCCGCAUUACGCAGCAGGACUUUGCCAAUAUGACCGACUUGGUGGACCUAACCCUCUCCAGGAACACCAUCAGCUACAUUCAACCCUUCUCUUUUGGGGACUUGGAAACACUGCGCUCACUGCAUCUGGACAACAACCGAUUGAUCGAGCUAGGCCCUGACGACUUGCGAGGCUUGGUCAACCUGCAGCACUUCAUCAUUAACAACAACCAACUUGGACGCAUCCAUGACAAGACCUUUGAGGACCUGGCACCUGCCUUGGAGGAUGUGGAUCUCUCCUACAACAACCUGAUCUCUCUGCCCUGGGACUCUGUCCGCCAGAUGAUUAAUCUGCACCAGCUUAGUCUGGACCACAACCUGUUGGACUUUAUUCCAGAGGGCACCUUCACUGACCUGGAAAGGCUGGCGAGAUUGGACCUGACCUCGAAUCGCUUGCAGAAGCUACCCCCAGACCCGAUCUUUGCCCGAGCCCAGGACUCAAUGAUGCUAACUACACCCUAUGCACCUCAACUGUCCCUAAGUAUAGGCGGAAACCCAUUGCACUGCAAUUGUGAGAUGCUGUGGCUGAGGAGGCUUGAGAGAGACGAUGACCUGGAAACUUGUGCCUCCCCUCCUAAUCUGAAGGGUCGUUACUUUUGGAAUGUGAACGAAGAGGAGUUUUUGUGUCAGCCACCUCUCAUUACUCAGCACACCCACAGAAUGCUGGUCUUGGAAGGUCAGAUGGCCGGCCUCAGGUGUGAAGCAACUGGAGACCCUUCCCCUACCAUCCACUGGAUCUCCCCUGAGGAUCGGCUGCUUGGCAACACCUCCCGGACCGCAGUGUACAAAAAUGGAACGCUAAGCAUCACCAUCACCACCUCCAAGGACUAUGGCACCUUCACCUGCAUUGCCGCUAACGUGGCUGGGGAGUCCACAGCCUCCGUGGAGGUGUCCAUCGUUCAGCUCCCCCACCUCAGCAACGGCACCGGGCAGCCAGCGGCACCGAAGUCACGUCUCUCUGAUAUCACAGGGACAACAAGGACCAGUAAAGGCACUCCCAAGAGCCAACCGGAGAGGACCGUGACCGUCUCUGAAGUGACCGCUGUUUCCGCACUGGUCAAGUGGACAGUGAGCAAAUCAUCUCCCACGGUGAAGAUGUACCAGCUCCAGUACAACUGCUCUGAUGACGAGGUUCUAAUUUACAGGAUGAUCCCGUCCUCCAGCAAAGCUUUCUUGGUGAACAAUCUGGUGUCGGGGACCCACUACGAUCUGUGCGUGCUGGCCGCCUGGGACGACACCGCCACCACGCUCACUGCCACCAACGUCGUGGGCUGCACCAACUUCUUCACCCUGGACGACUACCCUCAGUGCCAGUCUCUGCCCAGCCAGCUGCUGGGAGGCACCAUGAUCCUGGUGGUGGGGGGCAUCAUCGUAGGCACCCUGCUGGUCUUCAUCGUCAUCCUCAUGCUGCGCUACAAAGCUGCCGACACGGACCCCCCGGUGGGCAAACUGACCAGCGUCAGUGACACGCACUCUCAGACCAACGGGGGGCGAAUCGGGCAAAAUGGACUUCUAAUGCCCCCGACUCAGCCUCAGCCCCAGCCGAAGGUCAAGGCCAAAGUGGCUCUGCAGGACGAGGUGGUGGAGUUCAAGUGUGGCUCCCUCCAAAGCAGCCUGUCCACUUCUUCCUCAUCGUCGGGCUCCAUGGCGGGGGGUCCGUACAGCCCCAACAGCACACUUGCCAACAUUUGGAGGUCAGCUCAAUCCAAGCCUCGGACCAACCUGGACCACCUGCUCGGGGCCUUCACCUCGAUGGAGCUGCGGGGGGUACAGGGCCGAGACCCGGGGGCCGCCAGUAGCGCUGCUGCCGCGGCAACGGGGAAACCCCGCACAGACAGGGAGCCGCUGCUAGGCCGGACGCUGGACUCCAGCCUCAGCCGGCUCCUCAUGCUGCCUCUGGACUCCAAGCCAAAAAGGAGCCAGUCCUUCGACAUGGGGGACAUAACGGGCUCCGGGGCCGCUCAGCCGAGCAGCAAAUCGCGAAGGUUCAGCAGUAUCUGGACUAAGAGGAGCCUGUCUGUAAACGGCAUGCUGCUGCAGUGCGAGGAGGAGGGGGACACGGGAGGGAGCAAGGGGACAAUAGACGGCGCCGACUGGGUGAUGGAGAGUACUGUGUAG
Molecule: messenger RNA, 2364 nt
Organism: Anoplopoma fimbria (sablefish)
Lineage: Eukaryota; Metazoa; Chordata; Actinopteri; Perciformes; Anoplopomatidae
Gene: lrfn2b
Product: leucine rich repeat and fibronectin type III domain containing 2b
Exons: 2
Coding region: 1-2364 (787 amino acids)
Cellular component (GO): cell surface; postsynaptic density membrane
Molecular function (GO): protein binding
Source: RefSeq, a predicted model, not a curated record